Molecule: messenger RNA, 1237 nt
Organism: Mytilinidion resinicola
Lineage: Eukaryota; Fungi; Ascomycota; Dothideomycetes; Mytilinidiales; Mytilinidiaceae
Product: family A G protein-coupled receptor-like protein
Exons: 3
Coding region: 69-998 (309 amino acids)
Biological process (GO): monoatomic ion transport
Cellular component (GO): plasma membrane; endoplasmic reticulum
Molecular function (GO): monoatomic ion channel activity
Source: RefSeq, a predicted model, not a curated record
UUUCUCACAACCGAAUUGAACACGUCAAAAUAGAGUAAGAGGGUAAGCUCGCUAGUGCUUGGGCAAACAUGUCAGCCCUCGAUCGAAGAGCAGGCAACGGUGCCAUCAGCACCAAUGGUAAUACCGUAAAUGGUGGAACUGCAGAUAUCGCCAUCACAACUCAUGGCUCCGACCUCUACUUCGCCAUCUGCGCUGCUAUGGGUACGGCAACCAUUGUGUUCAUGAGCCUCGCCCUCACCAAGCCGCGCCAGCACCGUAUUUUCCACUACAUCACUUCCGGCGUCACCAUGGUCGCAACCAUCGCGUACUUUUCCAUGGGCAGCAAUCUGGGCUGGACCCCGAUCGAGGUGGAAUAUCACCGUAGCGAGUCCGUCGUACGCGGAAACUACCGUGAGAUUUUCUACGUCCGGUACAUCGAUUGGUUCAUCACCACCCCGCUGCUGUUGAUGGAUCUGCUCUUGACUGCAGGCAUGCCUUGGCCGAGUGUGCUUUGGGUCAUCUUGGUUGACGAGGUCAUGAUUGUUACUGGACUUGUUGGCGCUUUGGUGCGAUCGGACUAUAAGUGGGGAUACUUCGCAAUGGGCUGCGCCGCGCUCGUCUACAUCGUCUACGUCCUCGGUUGGGAAGCGCGCAAGCACGCGUCAGCCCUAGGACCCGACAUUGGGCGCGUCUUCCUGAUGUGCGGCUCCCUAACCACCGUCCUCUGGAUCAUGUACCCAAUUGCAUGGGGUGUCUGCGAGGGCGGAAACGUCAUCCCGCCCGACUCGGAGGCAAUCUUCUACAGUGUCUUGGACUUUUUGGCGAAGCCGAUCUUCGGCACACUCUUGCUCUUCGGUCACCGCAAUAUUGAUCCUAGCCGUCUGGGCUUGAGGAUCCGCGAUUACGACGAAGAUCCGAUGGUCCACGGUGGAAUUCAACGUGAGAAGCGUGGAGCGACGCAAGGUGCUGCGGGCAAUGGUGUCACCGCUGUUGGCGCUACGACUGGGGAGAAUGUCUAGAGUGUCGAGCUCUCCAAUUGGUGACUUUUUCCUUUCACUCGAUCCUGGUGGGAGGAGCAAGGAAUUCGGUGAACGCAAUUUGGAUACCACCAGGCUAGCAGCCACCUGUACAGAGCGAAAAGACUGUGAUAGUGGUUUUUGAUAUUGGAACUUUUGAAGUACUGAACAGACGAAUAGCAGAACGCGAGAGCCAACAACGAAACGAUUGAACAUUACCUCGUGUUAUUUCAGCUACUGCG